This is a messenger RNA of Saccostrea cuccullata (small rock oyster), 6434 nucleotides long. Its product is annotated as ski oncogene-like. Gene Ontology annotation, cellular component: nucleus. Gene Ontology annotation, molecular function: DNA-binding transcription factor activity, RNA polymerase II-specific; RNA polymerase II cis-regulatory region sequence-specific DNA binding; SMAD binding. NCBI's taxonomy places the organism in Eukaryota, Metazoa, Mollusca, Bivalvia, Ostreida, Ostreidae. The coding region runs from base 104 to 2092 and encodes 662 amino acids. Gene Ontology annotation, biological process: negative regulation of BMP signaling pathway. The record is from RefSeq and is a predicted model, not a curated record. The transcript has 7 exons.
AGCCAAGUAUUUUCCCCUAACAGUAUGCUGAUAGACGCGAUACACAACGGAGCGAAAACACGUGAAUGUUGGGACAACGGAACCCGAGGGAGAUUCUGUUUUCAUGGAACAUCUUAGUAUACAGGGGGGUAACCCUCAUCUCCAAAGGGUCUUGAAAAGCUAUCAGACUGCUGCUAUGAGAAGUUUGCAAGGACCAGGGCCUACUGUUUUUCCUACAUUACUCUCCGACAUGGCCGAGUUAGAGCGAUAUAGAAAGGCAUUGGUUAAAAAACUGCCGACUGUAGACAAAAUGGAAUUUGGAGCUUUACGCGCCCCUCCGCCGUUUCCUAUUCAGCAUUUCGGACCUGUAUUUACUCCUAUGGACUCUGGUAAAAGUGAAAAAUUGGACACUUUCCUAGAGGAAGAGAGGAUAGCUUGCUUUAGUGUUGGGGGAGAGAAACGGUUGUGCUUACCCCAGAUAUUAAACACAGUGUUGAGAGAGUUUAGUUUGCAACAAAUAAACGCAGUGUGCGACGAGUUGCAUAUUUUCUGCUCUAGAUGCAAUCCAGAGCAGCUAGAAUUAUUAAAAGUGACUGGUAUUUUACCCCUCAGUGCACCCAGUUGUGGCUUGAUCACAAAAACUGAUGCUGAACGCCUGUGUAAUGCAUUACUUCACAGGUCUCCUGAGAGAUACUCAAAACCACCUUCUCGUGAAAGUUUCAAAGUGUAUCAUGAAUGCUUUGGAAAAUGUAAGGGUAUUUUUUACCCGGAGAACUACAUGUCUGCAAAUGACAAGUGCAUUCUGUGUUGUGACUGUUCAGGACUUUUUAGUCCACAGAAGUUUGUGCGACACUCACACAAGGCAGAGAAUAAUGUAUGUCACUGGGGGUUCGACUCCUCCAAAUGGAGGUCCUAUCUCCUCCUAGCAAAAGAUCAGGAGGAGAAAGACAAGUUACAGAAGGAACUUGAGAAAAUGAAAGCAAAAUUCGAUACAAAUCGCAAGAGGAAACAGGUUACUGACUCCUUGAGUGAUCUGAAGAGGUCAAAGAGUGAGGAUGGGGACUACAGCUCCUGGGGUGAGGCCUCAAGGCAGGGAGGGGGUUCAGCAUUCAGACCCUGGUCUCCGGGAAUGAUCAGUGCGAUGAAGGACAGCAAAGGGCUUCCCGAGCCUCCCUCAAUCAUGAGAGAUGUGUCUAGUGAGGCCACACCUUCUUAUUUACACAGGGGUCCUCCAGUACUGCUCAACCCAGAAAGAGUUGUCACAGAUGCCGAUACAAAAUCGUAUGAGAGAGGUUUUGCCCCCAAUGUAUCCCUGGCACCCCAUCAGCCUAAAAUUAACGUGGAUGACAUCAGUGAGGAUGAGGGGGAUAUUGAGCCUAUUUCUCCUGUGGCCAGCUGCAGUAAGCCGGAGUACAAGGAAUGGGACCUGCCCAGUGAAUCGGAUGACUCAUCUCAAACCUCUGAUGGUGAAGAGUCUAAAUCACAGGAGACAUUCUGUACACUGGAAAAGGAAAUUGAGCUGAUUCACAAAGCAUUAGAUGGAAAGGUGGGCUCAUCAAAGGAAGAAAAAGACGCAUUCCUUCAUGAGUUUUCCAGACUUCGUGUUACAAGUCAAGAACAGCUCAAUACAGCCCAGCAAGAGAAAAGAAGACUCAAGCAGGAACUUGCCUCAUUGAAAGCUUCUAGUAAAGAAAAGAUGCAGAAGUUGACGGAGCAGUGUGCUAGUCUGGAAAAAGAUGUGGAGCGAGUGCGGAUUGAGUCUGAGUGUCGGCUGGAGGAAGCGCUCGAGGACAAAGACACGCUCCGCAAGGAAAUCAAACGCCUACAAGACCAGGAAGAAGCAGAGGCAUCCAAGUACCUGACAGUGAAUCGCGAACUUCAAACACGCCUCCGGCAGUACGAAGUGGCGUACGAACAGCUGUACUAUGACUGCUUGUACUUCCAAGAGGAGCUAAAAAGAAACAGUAUCAUCAUUCCUGAUGUCAUGGCCAAAAAGUUCAAUGAACAGUUAGCACCGCUCUCAAAAGUGGCCCCCCAGUACUCACCCUCCCAAAGGAACUCACUUUCUCCUGAGGGCAGGACAGGUGGAAUCAAGAAGGAAAGAGACACGUAGCAGAAUUGUUUUAAUGCUACAUCUUUAUUUUGAAAAUAAACGACUGCCAGAAUUAAAGCAACUUCAGAAGAAGAAAUGGGUACAGUUAUCUAAAAGAUAUAUUUCUUAUCCUUGCAUGGAGCAUUUGUUUUGCUUAGAUAUUGAUUUGGAGACUGUGGCCCAAAUUUCAUUAAAGGCAAAUCAGACGAGGAGAAACUAACAUUUUUAAAGCUAUAAUUGUUUCUUGUUGGAAGUUUCUAGUUUUAAUUUGAUUAUAGAUUAGAUACCAUGCUCAUUGCCAAACCUAAAAUGAAAUCAAAUUCGAUUAACUGUCGCCGCUCACUGUGGUAGAGACAGCAAGGUUCCCUAUGUCUUUGUGGGUGUUUGCAGAAUUUCGCAUUACAUAAUCUUUUUUUAAUUGAUUUUUCUGGGAUGGUUCUUUCUUCAAGGCAUUUUUCUUCCCGCAAUUGCAUUAUAUGAAUCAUCCAGUGUUAUUUCUUUCGAUUCAUGGCUGAUUACUUUAUUUCCAUAUCAAGUAAAUAGUCUCAAUUCUGUAGGGGUAAAUAUUUUGUAAAAAUUGCAGUUUCUUCUCUGGCAUUUUAGCAUAUUUUCCAUCAGUUGUAACUUUGUUGUUAAUGGUGACAUAUUAAUUUUAUUUUUUUCAACUGAUCAGAGGGUGUUAAACAGAAAGUUAAUGUUUUCUUUUUCUUUUUUUCAAAUUGUGCUUAAAUCAGUUUUAGUGCUUUUAGUGAUUAGUUGAUUUUUUUUAAAAUCAUGUUUGAAUUUUUAUUCAAGUGCUAUAUUUAUGCUGAAUGGAAAAAGAUGGAUUUUUUCAUUGAUGAAAAGGAAGUUGUUUUAACUCUGGACAAGAAUAGACAACCAUAAUGUGUAGUGCUGUAAAAGUGUAAUAAUGAUAACUGUGUAUCAGUAUUGCUAAAAAUGGGAUCACAUAAAUAGGUCAAGGACACCUUUGGAUGUCAAGGCUACACUGUCACUGAUAAGAGAUGAAAAUGUAUAUAAAUAUGUGUGUGUUUGUUAUGGCAUAUACUGUAUUCUUAUGGAAAAGGGUUGCAUUAUUUCUGAUAAGAAAAUCUGCCAAAAAACACAUCUCAUCCAGUGUUAUGUGAAAUAUACGUGUUGAAAACAUCUGAUUAGCUAGUGCUUUGGCAUAUAUAUUUAUGAUUCCCAAACUAACUGCCAUGUUUAAACAUGCAUAUUGUGCAUCAUAAAUGCUUUUUUUUUUGUUGUGAAGAUGUAGUUUCUUCACAGGUAAAGGGGUUCAAAUACCCCUUUAAUUGUAUGGUACAAUAUGUAUGUAAUAUAUUUAUUAAUUGAUGUAAUUGACAUUUUUAAUGCACUUACUUAAGUUUUCCUUUUUUCCCUUCCUGAAAUAAUCUUAUCAUUAAUUAUAUGUAGUAAUGUUACAUAUUUCAUUGGCAUUGACUAAUUUACAUUCUAUGUAAAUGAUUCAUAAGUAGGGAGAGCUCAAGAUUUUAUUUUCAGAGUGAAGGGAAAAUAAGAAACUUAAUUUGGCGUAUUAUUAAACGAAAAAGAUAAAUGGCAAUUGGCGACCUCUAUUUUAUUGAGCUGACUAUUGUAAAUCUAUUGUGUUUGUACAUUACGGGUCCCCUUAUAUCUUUGUAGUUGUCAAGCUUUUUUUGUGGUGCUAUCAUUCAACUACACAUUUUCAUUAAAAAAAUACAUUUCCAAUACACAAUAACAUGAAAUAAGGGCUGUAGCUGAGCAGGGUUUUUAUAAGGUAUUCAUUUUAGGCGGGUAUUGACUGAUUAUAUGUACAAUUAUAUAUUUUAAUUUUUUUUGUGCAACGCAUUUGAGAUCUAUUGGUAGAUCAGUGGUCAAUGGUUGUCGGGUACCGGUGAUAUGUGUCAGAGAUGUAAGCAGUGUUGUCAUUGGACAGAUUUGUGACCCUGUGCAAUCCCUUUAGGUCUGGCUGUGUUGUCUUCCACCCCUGUAAAUCAAAAUAUCAUCAAUUCAAUUGCAUACAUUUUUAAAUCAUUUUUUGUUUCCUCUCAAAGCUAUCAUUGUAUCAAAAUAUAUCAGAAACUCAUCUUUAACACACUGCAUUCACGAGCCUUCAUACAUUGUCUAUUGGUGUCAUUAUUCUUAAUGUGACAAAAAACAGAAUUAUAACAGGAAGUACAGGAGUUAACUCCCUUUUGGCAGCAGCAACUAAGGCAAAUUAAUGCUCCUUCCAAUAGAGGCAGCAUAUAUUAUCUGCUGUAAAAUCAGAAGACAAGAAAUAUAUACACAGGAAGAGCUGCAUUUAUUAUUCAGAUGUUUUGUAUAUAUUGGAGAAAAACUACAUCUUUGAUAAAUGGUUCAUUCUGUGAUGUGCAUCAUCCUAGAUUUCCUUUAUGGAAUUAUAGCUGAUGUUGAUCACAUGAUGAAAUAUUUAACAUCAAAAGGUGCUCAUCAAAGUGCAAUCUGACUUUUAGGAGUGACUUAGGUUCUCCUCUAAGUUAGACAGAGGCCUGUACUACACUAAGGGCAACAACUCUUGUGAUAUAUAGAUAUUUCAUCAGUGGUUAGUUUGCUCAUCUCUUCAUUAGUCUAUUUUUUGAAUUGUAAAAGUACUUCAUAUUUGUGGAAUGUAGAGUGGUUGUAUGUAUAUUUGUACACUUUGUCACAUCUUUUGAUGAUUGAAUCUUUGCUUACGUAUGAAUAUGUAGAGGGUAUUGAAGAAUGAACUCUGGCCAGUACUGAAACUCUCUUAUCAAUGAAGCAUGUAAAAGUCAAUAUUCAAAUCCCUGGGUACAGAAAUUAUGUAUAUUUUUUGUGAAAAUAUCAAUUUAUCUUGUAUUACAUGAUCCAAUAUUUAGUUAACAAAAUUUUAUUUGCUGUUAACUUUUCAAUGUUGUCUUAGGAUGUACAAGUUGUACUCUCUCUCUCUGUUGUCAAGUGAUUAUGGUAACCACUGCUAUAUCUUAAAUAUUUUCUUUAAAUCUGUAUCUUAUAAAGUAGAAAUGAUGUCAUUGCUGAUACACAGCAUAUGUCUUUUUUUUGUUUUUCACAACAGUAUAUUGUUUACGUUGACAUAGCCUGUGUAUUCUUACGUGUGUGUUUAAGGUAUCUGAGCAUUUAUUCAGUAGAUAGAAAAUCACUGUUCUGUACAGCUACAAGACCCCCCUAUUUUUCUGGGGGGAGUUAAGUCACUAUGUAUUAUUAUUAUUAUACUUAUGUUAUUUACUCUCCCUUUGUUUCCCGUGCUGUAAUUGGCCAGUGUACUCUAUGAACAAAGAAACGGGAUCUCUGUUCAGUUGUUAUAUGAUACAGAGAACCUUAUUUUGAUGACUAUUUGGCUGUGUACACUUGCUGCAGCUCUGCAGUUGGAAGUGAUUUUUUGCUUCAUUAAUUUUCUUUUUUGUACAUAUACAAAAACUAUUACCAUAUCACACUUUAGGGGGCAUUUCAUAAUGGCAUACCUCAUCAAGUUGUAUAUAGUAUUAGAACAUGAAAUUUGUCUUCAUUUUACAUAACAUUUUCUGAAGUACUGAAAGAAAGAUUUUUUUUUCACGUCAAUCAGUAGCUCAUUGACUGAGUGCAAGGUUGUGAUUUUGAUCAAAUGUCAUUCAAACAUGAGGCAGAUUCUGGCAGAAAAGACCUUGUGUUAUAGAAGCACUAUUUUCUAUAUCUAGGCUGCAGUUAUGUUGUAAAAAUUGUCUGCGCUGUUAUAAUGCGGAAUAAUACAAGGUGUGCACUGAAUUUUUUUCUUUGUUCCAAUCUGUUGUGAAGACUAAGCAUAGGGUUUUCCCUAAUUUUUUUUUAAUAGGAAAUGAAACACUGUUAAUGGCUUUUUGUUUUCCCGGUGUAAAACAUAAUAAUGGCAAACAGUACAAGGAUAGGCUUGUAUUUUCUUUCUUUCAAACAUUUCUGAGACUACUUUUAGAAGUUUUACCUCAUUCAAAGUUCAAGCUGCAAUAAUGUAGCCCUUUCUAAUUUUUUCAUCUAUAUCUUCUGGAGACAAAAAAGGGGAGAGGGCUACAUUAUGACAGCUAACAAAGUUCAAAAGUUGUGCAAGGAAAAAUUGUUCAUUUAUAAACUUUGAUUCAGUAGCUUACAACUUUUUACAUGGUUUUAGAAGCAUUAAGGCUAAUUAUUUAUUUUUUUAAAUAUAUGUAUCAGUGGUCUUCUGUGUUUAUUAAUUGUUUAGGGCAGAUUUUGAAUGUAAUUUCUUCUAGAGCAUGUUGACUUUGGUGUAUCUGAUUAUACUACAAUGUUAUAUUAGUUGUUCAGACCUGCCUUUUGCUUUUUAGAGGAGCACUACUCUUGUUCACCAGGUUUUUAUUUUUGUUGACAGUUCAUUACCAUGACUGAGCAAUUAAAAUGUCUGUUAUAUUGUGAA